Dendronephthya gigantea is the source of this 5665-nucleotide messenger RNA. RefSeq names its product myosin-11-like. The coding region runs from base 98 to 5437 and encodes 1779 amino acids. The record is from RefSeq and is a predicted model, not a curated record. NCBI's taxonomy places the organism in Eukaryota, Metazoa, Cnidaria, Anthozoa, Malacalcyonacea, Nephtheidae. The transcript is spliced from 11 exons.
CUGAGUAACUGCAUGUGAACCGUGCUGGAAAGUGUUAUUUUAAGGAAUCUUUUUCCUUAUCAUGGAGGGCCCAUAGGUAACUCAUCUUCUCAACGAUAUGGAUCAAACUCAUAGUGACGAUAACAACAAGAGCUACACAUCAGAGCCGGACUCCAAAACUCCUGAAAACUUGGACAGCCCACAGUUCCAGGAAGUAGUGCAAGCUUUCACCGUUGAAAAAGAAUUGCUGGAGAAACGGCACCAAGAAGAAAUGGAAAAACUAAAAGAUAACUUCUCAAAAAAGAAGGCUGUUUUUUCUGAAAGUGGAGAAAGUGGUUCGAACCAUGAUCACAAUAGUACUGCACUGAAACAGACAGAAUAUGGUCACCAUAACAACAAUGGCUUAAGUUCUGUUUUCCAAAAUGGAGAUAACCACGGCGCAAGCCAGUCGCAGGGUCAACACUCCCGUUUCCCUGGUCCUGGUGGUGUGCCGAACGCUGGCAGAUCAACUGAUUUACCAUUUUAUUUUAAUCCAAAUUCUGGCCAGUUACCCUUCGCUGAAACUGGUGCGACCAACUCUCGUCCUCAGGCGAUGAUGAAUGGUUUCUCCGGAAAUCCGGGGAAUGUUGGUAGAGAAAUAGGUAUGAUGAAUGGAGGACCUUCUCACGAAAGCAAUACACCAUCAUGGGGUCACACUGGUCAAAAUCACCCGUAUAAUGGUAUUAAUGCACCACAUGGUAAUCCAAACCUAAAUGGCACCUUAUAUCGACCGUACGGUGCAACAAAUGGAUAUCACACUGAACUGCCUGUCCACCCGACGUCCUCGUGGAAUCCAACUUUCUACACCCAUAAUUUUUUCCCCACUAGAGAAGACGCUGCCGUCAAAAAUCCAAGCCGUGUAAGUCUUGGACUAAUGAAUAGCCCUUCGAUGAGAGUAAACACUGAUAACCUGGCAAGUCAGAUCAGACCUGAUCUUGAUCUGGAAGACAGACUGGAACAACAGCAGGAGUUAUUGCAACAACAAUUUGCGGAGGAGAAGAUACAAAUAAGACAGGUUGUCCAGGAGGAAUUUACAAGAAAAUUUGAAGUUGAAAAACGGAAGCACGAGGAGGUUAUUAGCAGUUUUCAAAAGACAACUUUAGACUUGGAAUAUCAAAAAAAAGAGAUAGAAGUGAAAAUUAGACAUGAACGGGAAUCUUUGGAGUUGAAAUUCGAAACCCAACGAACUGAAUAUGAGCGAAAGUGUCGCAAACAGAUGGAAGAAUAUCGAGGGAAAAGAGAGGCGAAAUACGAAGCGGAAAUUACUCAACAGAAACAAACCUAUGAAGGAAUGAUUGAAAAACUUAAGAAGGAUAUUCAAUCCUUAACGUUGCAAAUUGAGGAACAAAAUGAAAAUUUGAAGGUUGAAAAAGACAACGUUGUUGCAGCAUUCGAGAAAGAAAUUAAGGAAUUCAAAGAAAGAGUGAGAUUGGAAAACGAUAAGACUGACUCAGAGAUUGUAGUCAAACUGAAUAGUGAAAUAAGUUUAUUGGUGUCUGUGAAUAAAAGUCUUCGUGAGGAAAUUGAUAUGAAGGAACGCGAGAAACAGGAAUUGGAAAUGUUCAUGAAAGAAGAACGGAGCAGAACUGAGUUGCAUUAUGAAAAGCAGAUUACUCAGAUCGAGUCGCAUUUUGAGGCGGAAAAACGGAUGCUUUUGGCUCAAUACGAAGAAAAAGUUGCACUUCUUUUUAAAAAGGAAACAUCGCAGAAAUCAAUCGAGGAAAUCAGCGCGAUAAAAAAGGAGAAUGAAACUUUGAAGGAAAUUGUUGAAAAUAGCUACAAAAUGGAACAUGAAGCAUCUUUAGAGCGAGAUAGAAUAAUGGAAAGUUUAAUCGAAGAAAAAAAUCUGUUGCAGGAGCAGCUGGAGGUGUUUAUUGCUAAACAACAGAGUGACGAAUUUUAUAGCAGAGAAGACUUUGAGAAGUUAAUGUUUGUUUCUCAAAAUGAACUGAAGGAAUCCCGAGAAUUUUCAGAAAAAAUUAAAAGAGAAUUAAAAGACGUUCAAGAAGAAAAGAAUGCGCUGGUCGCGAAAGUUGAAGGUUUAUUUAGUGAAAUCAGUGAAUUAAAGAAAGUAAAUACGAACGCAAGCGCUACAAAUGAUGAAAAAAAUAAACUAUUAAAUGAAGUUUCUCAUUUAAAAGAAGAGGUCGAUAAACUCUCUAGAGAUUUGCAGGAAAAAGGUCGAAAAGAGAUUUUGUUAAAAGAAAACUUGAAUAAAGUUGAAGAUUGUUUGCACAAUAAAGAAACUGAAAACACACAGUUGAAGCUCGAAAGAAUGGAAACACAGAACAAGUUAGCAAUUCUUGAAAGACAAACGAACGAUCUUAACGAUGAUUUAUCCUCAAUUAGAAGACAAAAGGUGGAACUCGAGGAAGAGAAUUGCAAUUUAAAGAAAGAGAAAUCGAGCGUUGAUGGACGGUUACAUGUCUUCGAGACAACUAAUAAUGAUUUGCUCCAGGAUAUUCAAAAAGCUAAACAGAAAACUUCACAAUUUGAAGACGAGCUUACGGCUUUGAAAGUGGAAAAACUUGAACUACAGCAGCAAAUACGACUACGUAAAAUGCAAGAAACCAACUUCGAUGAGGUCACUCAGAGACUGAAGACACAAACUCUGAAUGCAGUUAGUGAUAGCGAUACUAGCGGGUCACUUUUAACAAGCACUGAUGAAGCAGCUGGAAGAGAUCAUAAAAAACGAUCUAGAAGAAAAUCGGGUUUGGAAAAAGAAAUCUCCAAGUUGAAACGCGAGAAAGCCGAAUACGAAUUAAGAGUUGAACGAUUGAGAUUGGAUGUAGAAACGUUGGAACGAGAGGCUCUAAAACAAAUUGAACACAACAGGGCAGUCUCGGCAGAAUUUAUCUCUGCGAAGAAAGAUAUAGAAAAACAAAUGGAGGAUCUCAAAAGUGAAAAAGAGGCUUUAAAAGCUUCCAUUAUUAAGGUUCAACAUGAAGAGGAAGGUGUCAAGAACAGUAUGAAUAUUUUAGAACAACAAAAAAGAGAACUAGCACACGGUGUGAAUUUUCUCCGUGAAGAAGAACAACGCAUAAGGCAUACCAGUGAAGAACAGACAGAACGAAUGUCUGAGGAUCUUGAAAAGAAGAUUCAAGUGCUUCAACGAAGGAUUUCAGAGUUAGAAUCAAACAAGAGGGAAUUGCAAGACGAAGUUGAGAAGUUGGAACAAAAUGAAACAUCGUUGCGUUGCAAUAUUGAGGAGUUACAACAUGAAAGUCAAUUGUUGUCGCAACGUAUUUCACAGAUGAAAGAAUCCGUGUUGGAUGUUGGAAGAAAAAGAGUUUCUUUAGUUGAAGAUAAGGUGGCAGAAGAGACGUCGUCAUUAGGCCUCAAUGAUGUAAUGGAUGAGAUUACAAAGUUACGACGAGAGCGUGACGACUUAAUCCGAAACGUGAGCGAACUGGAGCGAAAACAAACGAAUCUGGACAUUAGUGUCGAGAGCGCAGAGAAAAAUCGCCUCGUUUGCGAGCGGGAUAUAAAUGCUCUUUCUCGGAAACGAACAGAAUUAGAAUCCGUCGUUUUUACAUUAAGAAAUGAAAAAAUAGAUCUUGAGGGAAGGUCGAACGAGCUGUCGGCGACCAGUAUCGAGGACGCCACGAAUGCUCAGCGAAAGGAGAUCGAAAUUCUCCGAAAUGAGCUCGAGAUAACACGAGAAAGUUGUGAAGAUAUUCGAUCCAUGUAUCAUUCCGUUAGGAAUGAGGGAAAUAGCAAGGUUGAAGUAGUUGAGACGGAGCUUCGUUUAGCAGAAGAUAACUUGAUGCGUUUGAAACGAGAGCGACUGGAACUAGAGAAGACCAUUUCAACUUUACUACGUCAAAAGACUGAACUCGAGUCAGAAGUAGCAUUGAUCGUGGAUUCGAAAUAUCGCGAGGACAGAGACACUAAUGUUCUGCGCGAGGAGCGUCUUACCCUUGAUACUGAGCUAGUCAGACUUCGAAGUCAAAUUUCCGAACUUCGUUUAAUGUUAUCAAAUCUCGAGGAUACUAAAGCCUUUACUCAGCGUGAACUCAGGGACCUGGACGCUAGAAAAGAGCGAGUGGAUAGCUACGUCUCCGGAGUGGAAGCAAAAUUUCUGAUUGGUCAAAAAUCGCCAGUUUCCUGGAAUAUUAGUCCGCCAAAGGAGUAUAUAUUGACCCCAAGAGAUGACUUGGAAAAACAAGUUUUGGAACUAAGAGAACAAAAGUUGUCGUUAGAAACUGAUUUAUUUAAGCUGCGCAGGAAGUCUGGGGACGGAAUUGAUACAAGAAGCUGUGCACAUGGGUAUCACGAAAGCACUCUAGGGCAACCCAGGGUGAAUGUAGGUUAUAAUGGUAAAACCGGUGAUUUUGUGGGACAAUAUAGACACGACCAGAAUCUAGGAUUACAGCAGGACAUUCAGGGACUAGCUGAAAGAAAGUUGCAACUCUCAAGUGAAGUUCAAGAAAUGCAGGUGAAGAAAACAGAUUUGGACACGCAGAUCACAAACUUAGAGUACCGGAAACUUGGCUUGGAGCAAUCUGGAAGACUUGUGACAAGACGGGAAGCUGAGGGAUUGCCAGAGCAAUCUGAACGCCUUGUAACAAGAUGGGAAAGCGAAGGUUUUGUAGACGAAUCUGAAGGACUGGCAGCAAACCAGAGAAAUGACAGUUUAGAGCGCUCAGGGAGUGUGACAACAAAGCUGGAAAAUGAAAACUCUGAAUUCAGGAUUGCUGAAAAUCUUAGUGAAGAAUAUUCAGUCAAGAUGGACUUUGUCAACUAUAGUGUUGAGCAAAUGCAAGAACUAAGGCAGAAAAACACAAGUCUGGAAGAAAAACUGAGUGCAUUGGAAAAUCGUUUACAUGACGCCAAAUAUGAUAUGGAACAACAGACACUAGAAUAUUUAAAAGAAUUGAAAUUGGUGCAAAAUGCGCUUGUCUCCCAGCAACAAAGCGAGUCAGGACAGCAACAACAUCUUGGAGUCAUUGUUGAACGAUUAAACAAUUUUAUUGAAGAAUCGCAAUUUGCAGAGACCGACCAACUUUAUGAGGAUAUUAGAAUGGAAAUUAGAGAUCUUAAUAGCAAGGUGGAAUCAAACAGUCAUAAAAUGAGAGCAAUGCAAGAAAAGAAUUUGAAAACGGAUGAAAAUUCGCUAGAAUUCAGGGAAGGCACAUGUUCUGUGGAUGAAAUAUGCGGGCAUAUUCAAGAUGCUGAAUGGAACAUGGAACGUUAUAAUGAAGUAGUUUCUCAUUUACAACAAGAAAAUACAGACCUAACUGAAGUUGUUGAAAGGUUGGAAAAACGACUUACUUUGGCAGGGAAAUCUCAUGAAAUAUUAAAAAGAAAGAAAGUGAUCUUACAGCAACUUUUAGAAACGGUCAGUGUUAAAACUGGCGAGGAUCUUAUACAACAAUCAAAAUUGAUUUUUGAGCUUGAUAAAGAUACGGCGAUAUAGAGAUGACAAAAAGUACUGUCUAUAUUGUUGGUUCGCAAAUCAUAAAAUGUAUUUUCCACUAUAUGUCUAUAUCAAAUUGGGGGAAUAGAAAAACAUGGUAAAACAUACACGAGUGUUAACACACAACGCUGCCAUCCGCGAGCUGUCAAGAAUAAUAAUCUUUCUAAUCGCUGGAAGGAAGAAGAUUCGUGAACAGAAGGUUUGAACAAAGAAAGAACCCGGGCGUCU